AAUGGGACGUUCCCUCCAACUGGGUGAGCGUCUUGAAAAAUUUUAUUCAAUUUUCAUUCCCGCUUUCAACCUCCCUCUCUCUCUCUCUCUCUGUGUCGUUUUUUUUUCUUCUUUAUCUCUCUCGCUGCGUUCCAUCUCCUUCCUUCACUUUUCAUGGUAGGGUUUUACAUUUUCGUUUCCUUUCUCAGUAUCUCUCUCUACUCAUUACAAAACCAACCAUCUACUAUCCAUUUCCUUCCAUAAACCAACACUUGUUUUGGUCACAUGAAAAUCCAACGCUUCCGCGAUUACGAUGUUUAGUAUGCCUAACAGACUUCACGCUUCCAAAUCAGGUGAAAAUAUUGUUCUGAUUGUGGAUUGUGUUUAGGUAGAAAGAAUUACACAAUUUGCCCUUUCUUCGUUUUAUUGUUUGUGUGAGAUUGAGAAAAUUAGGGUGGUUGGAUUUGAUCUCGAUUCUUCGAUGGAGUGCAACAAGGACGAGGCUGUGAGGGCUAGGCAAAUUGCGGAAGCUAGAAUGCAAAGAGGCGAAUUCGUGGAGGCGAUCAGGUUUGCUGCCAAGGCCAAGAAACUGUAUUCUGAGGUUGAAAACAUUACCCAGAUUCUUACCAUUUGUGAGGUUCAUAUUGCUGCACAGAAGAAAGUCUCUGCCUCUGACAUGGACUGGUAUGCAAUUCUUCAGAUUGAAAGGUUGGCUGAUGAAGCAACCAUAAAGAAACAAUACAGGAGGCUUGCACUGCUACUUCAUCCUGAUAAGAAUAAGUUUGCUGGUGCAGAAGCCGCUUUCAAGUUGAUUGGUCAAGCCAAUGGGGUGUUGAGUGACCAAGCAAAACGUUCUUUCUAUGACAGGAAUUUCGAAGCCUCUGUAAGAGGUGCUACGCCUAAGUCUUCAUGUCGUUACUCAAAUGGGAAUGUGUCUGCUGCAAAACAUGAUGCAAAUGCAACAAAUUGUCAGAAGACAUUUGAUUCACAGCGUUACUCAAAUGUGAAUGUGUUUGCUGCUAAUCAUGAUGCAAAUGCAGCAAAUUAUCAGAAGAAUUCUAAUUUGAACUCCACCAGUUUCAGCAACCAAGUUGGACAAAAGACAUUUUGGACAUCUUGCCAACAUUGCAAUACCAAGUACCAGUACUGCGUACUUGUUGUAAAUGCAACCUUACGCUGUCAACAGUGUUUGAAGAUAUUUAAAGCUCAUGUUAUUCAAUUUUCAUACCAGGGUGUUUCCCCGGCAUUUUUUACUUCGGUAAAUAACCCGAAAGAGGCUACAAUGCAUGGUCCCCCAAAAUCCGCCUCAGAAAGUACUGGUGGAAAUUCUGUAUCUAUGAAAAAAUGUGCUGCUGGAACUGGUGAUCAUUGUGAAGAUCGAAAGAGUAAAGAUGGCUAUGUUCCUCCAUCCAGAGGCACGGAGUCGCAAACCUCUAAAAAUGUUGGGAGAAAAAGAGUAAGACAGUCAGCACCAGAUUCAAAAGACAGCUUCAAUGGUAGAAAUGGUGCUGAGAUGAAAAAUGCCAAUGUUGGAGGAAAUGACGUUGAUUCUUCAAGACUCAAUGCAAGGAGAUCUUCCAGGAAAAAGCAGAAUGUUUCUUAUGUGGAAACUUCUGAAGAUGAUGAUAUUUCUUAUGUGGAGAAUUCUGAAGAUGAUGAUAUCUCUUAUGUGGAAACUUCUGAAGAUGGUGAUUCUGAAAUUCUUUCCAAAAAGCCACGACAAAAUGGACCACUUAACACCGAUGAAGAUGAGAAAGAGAACAUGCCUGAAAGUGGUGGAUCGUCUAAUAACAAUAAUCCAGGUACUUCAGCUGCUGGUGUGACUGAUCAGAUGAGUGAGAACGUACCCGAGUCAGAUAUUGGUCUUGGAACGUCAGAAGAGGAUAAUUGCUCUCCAUUGAAUUCAAAUGCUCCUUCUGCUCCAAAGGUUGUUGUUUGUCCUGAUACAGAUUUCAAUGAUUUUGAGAAGGGCAAGGAGGAGGAUUGUUUUGCUGUUAAUCAGUUGUGGGCAAUUUAUGAUGACUUUGAUGGUAUGCCAAGAUUUUAUGCUCUUGUCAAGAAAGCGGCCUUCCCUUUCAAGUUGCGGAUUACUUGGUUGGAACCUGAUCCAGAUGACCAAGGUGAGACUGAUUGGCAUGAUGCAAAGUUGCCUAUUGCUUGCGGUAAGUUCAGACUUGGUAGGUCUCAGAAUACUACGGAUCGUUUUGUGUUCUCUCAUCAGAUACGGUGCAUAAAAGGCCGGGGCAAAGGUUCUUAUCUGGUGUGUCCUAAUAAAGGAGAAAUUUGGGCAAUUUUUAGAAAUUGGGAUAUCAAAUGGAGUUCUAACCCAAAGGAACAUUCUGAGUAUGACUUAGAAUAUGUGGAAAUCCUGUCAGAUUUUGUUGAAAAUGUUGGCAUCGCUGUUGCUUAUCUAGGCAAAGUGAAAGGAUUUGUUAGCCUCUUUCAGAAAAUUGCGAAGAAUGGAGUGAACAUGUUUUAUGUUCUACCUAAUGAGCUAUAUAGGUUCUCACAUCGAAUUCCUUCGUAUAAGAUGACUGGUAAUGAAAGGGAGGGUGUUCCGAUAGGAUCUUUUGAACUUGAUCCUGCUGCCCUGCCUUUUCAGUUUAAUCUCUUUGAAGUUGGUGAUUCUGGCAUGGUGAAUGGAGGCUAAAGAGAGGAUUGACGAGGAAAUGUGGUGCACAGGGGUAAUGAUGCCGGAAAAGUUUCCUCAUUUCUAGGAAGAUCGUCAAAGGGACAACACCAAAAUGAAGAAAUUGGACGGCUGGUUUCUUCAUUUUGUGUUUUAAUUUGACCGAGUAAAGUUUUCCCCUGUAUAUUUUUUUUUGUUCCAACAAACCUUUUUCUGAUUUUAUGUCUAGGCAUGGCUGUUUCUUGAUUUGCCUUAUUAGCAUGGGUGACUACCUCAGUACCCAAGUUCAUAUUCGUCCCCUUGGAUAUAUUUUUGCUCAAGGAAUCCAAUCAACCUUUAGAUAUUA
This is a messenger RNA of Cajanus cajan (pigeon pea), 2954 nucleotides long. The record is from RefSeq and is a predicted model, not a curated record. NCBI's taxonomy places the organism in Eukaryota, Viridiplantae, Streptophyta, Magnoliopsida, Fabales, Fabaceae.